GCGGUUCUUUUCCAUUUCGGUAAGUAAGUGAAGCCUUUUGCCUGGCAAAGAGUUGCCGGUAAGUUAAGGCGGACAACCUGUGUCGUGCCCCGCGCAUCUGCGGCAGCACAGACAGAGACCGGUGUCUCAGCAAGGCGGGUUGUCGUCAUACUGAAAGGUACGGGGCCACUACGCCUGGGUACGUUAGGUGUAGGCGCAUCAUUGCCGAAGCUGAGAUUAUUUUGUCGGUGCGUGAGUAAGGUAUUGAUAGCCUUUCCUGAUUGCUGCGUCGGGUUGUGGCUUUUGGACUGCUUUUGACCUGGAUCCACGACUUCUCACAACUCUCCUCGUUCUCAAAACCUUCCAUACACACUCCUAUUCCACCUCCAGUUCACCUUUGUCAUCUUUCAGCCUGCUUGCCGUGCGUUUGCCGGUCCAUGGCGUAGGAGAGGCUUCGACAUGAAGCUCGGCCUACGAGGCUACUACGAUUGAGGGAAAAUGCGAUUUGGCUGCUCAGAUGAGCACAGCGACGCUUCAGCCGUCGCAGCAACAGCCGUUGCCGCCGCGCGCGGCUUCGGCGCAAGGUCAUCGACAAGAUCUGCGGCCCAGUAGCCCUCAGAGCACAAGAAGCGCAUCCCACCCCCACCCCAGUCGCGAACAGGAGAAAGAUCAGGUCCUCAAAAAUGCUGCUGCGCAUUCAGAAAGAGAGGUCAUGCCUCCUGAACAAGUGUCGCAGGACCCAGCAAAGAAACAAUUGGGUCAACCGUCGCGGCACCUGUCCGUCAGAGACUUUGAAUUGAUGCGAACGUUGGGGACAGGCACAUUUGCACGAGUAUGGCUUUGUCGAUUUGCCAACCCUCUGCAGCAGGAUAGGGACAAGGUCUUUGCGUUGAAAGUGCUGAAGAAAGUCGACGUGAUCAAAUUGAAGCAAGUCGAACAUGUCCGAAAUGAGCGAGAUGUGCUCGCUGCUGUCGCUGGACACCCAUUUAUAACAACUCUCGUAACGACCUUUUCCGACGACACAUCUCUGUACAUGCUUUUGGACUAUACGCCGGGAGGAGAGAUCUUUUCCUAUCUUCGACGAGCCCGUCGAUUCCCCUUCGCUACAGUACAGUUUUACGCAGCUGAGAUCACCCUGAUACUGGCCUACCUCCAUGAAGUACAAUUUGUGGCAUACCGCGAUCUGAAACCAGAAAACAUUCUGUUAGACGUCGAUGGCCACCUGAAACUUGUGGACUUUGGUUUCGCCAAGUACCUCCCUCCCACUACAGAUCAGACCUCGCCCAAUAUACCCAACCAAACCUCAAGGCCGUCAACAGAGCAUCCAGAACCACAAGCAAGCGGGUCAGGCGUCACCUAUACUCUUUGUGGUACCCCAGAGUACCUUGCACCAGAGGUGAUACGCAACACAGGUCACGGCACGGCAGUUGACUGGUGGGCACUUGGAAUUCUGGUUUAUGAGAUGUUAAUUGGACAGCCGCCCUUCUGGGAUCAGAAUCCAAUGCGCAUAUACGAGCAGAUUGUCGCCGGCCACAUUCGAUUUCCCACAGCGCAUCCUUCCCAGCCGGGCCACCGUCACAGUCUCCAUGUCCCAAGACAGGCCCGUGAUUUCAUCCUUGCACUGUGCAAAACAGACCCUACUCAACGAUUGGGCCAGAUUGCCGGUGGCAGCAAGAGAGUCAUGGAGCACUACUUCUUUGAAGGAGUCGACUGGGACGAGAUAUACUAUCGAAAAAAGAGGGGUCCUAUCAUACCGCGCGUUGAGUGGGCUGGAGAUGCUGGCAAUUUUGACGAAUACCCCGAUCCUGUGGAUGGCGAAGAGAGUGAAGGUGGGAGGGGGAGGUAUACGGACGAGCUGCGUGACGAGUGGGAAGAUGCUUUCAGGGACUUUUGAGAGUGUACAUGACACUACCUUGGUACACGGAAUUAAGACGCCUGGGAGGGUACGGUCGGGGACGGCUACGGAGUUCACGAACCGUUGACAUUGCAUUUUUGUGGGAGAGACAGGAUACCCUCUGUUGGCUUGGUGCGCAACAUCGUGUUGAUUGCCGCAUUGUAACUUGGAGACGACUGAUAUUGGAUUGCGUUGGUUUGUGAUGCGUUACUUUGCAGUGUCGGAGCACGCCCUUGAGCAUAGAAGACGAGAAAGAAGCAACAUAAUGAAAGAACUUAAAUACAACAU
Molecule: messenger RNA, 2161 nt
Organism: Exophiala viscosa
Lineage: Eukaryota; Fungi; Ascomycota; Eurotiomycetes; Chaetothyriales; Herpotrichiellaceae
Product: non-specific serine/threonine protein kinase
Exons: 1
Coding region: 497-1873 (458 amino acids)
Biological process (GO): peptidyl-serine phosphorylation; signal transduction
Cellular component (GO): cAMP-dependent protein kinase complex; cytosol
Molecular function (GO): cAMP-dependent protein kinase activity; ATP binding
Source: RefSeq, a predicted model, not a curated record